CUUCAGAUGCAUUUGGUCCGCACGUUACAAACAGAGUUUAAUUUCACAAUUAGUCUUUGUCAAAUAUAUUAAGUUGUACUAAAUUCCCGUGAAAAUCAUUAAGAGGCCUCUCCCAAGAUGUUCACGCCCAACACGAACGCUCCCAUUGGAGGCGCAACUACAGCUGGCGCCUUUGCUUUUGGCGCGCGACCGGCGACCACGACUGCUCCUCCUCCUUCCUUUGGUGCGGCGACCGCCACCACGUCCUUUGGAGCUGCUCCUGCUGCCACCUCCUUGUUUGCAGCUCCUGCGGCCACGCCUGCCUUUGGGACACCAGCUGCGACGCCCGCUUUUGGAGGAGCACCAGGUGCAGCGCCUGCCUUUGGAGUAGCUCCCUCUGCUACGCCUGCCUUCGGAGCACCUCCUGCUGCAGUUCCCGCAUUUGGAGCACCAGCCGCAACUACGGGCUUUGGCGCACCAGCUGCCACUCCGGCCUUUGGGGCACCAGCUGCCACUCCGGCCUUUGGGGCACCAGCUUCCUCGCAAGCGCCGGCCUUUGGAACACCUGCACCCGCCGUGGGCACUGUGGCCCCCACUUUCUCCUUUGCCACUCCAGCCACUAGUGCCCCGACCACAGCUCCGCCUGCUUUUGGAUUUGGUACCACAGCCACUACGGCUGCAGCUACGAUGCCAGCAUCCCUGGGCUCCGGCAUUGGAAGCUUCGCGUUUGCCAAGCCCCAGGCCACAACAGCGGCCAGUUUGAACUUCAGUACCAACACGACGACGGCUACGGCACAGCCCUUAAAUACGGGUCUGAAACUGGGAACCACCAACGCGAUGACGGCCCUCGGGGGAGGUGGAAUCUUUGGCAAGCCUGCGGGACAGGGAGCAGCCCCGCCAGCCUCGACUUUUGUGGGUCUUGGCGGGAUUGAUGUGAGUGCCACGCAGCCCAAGUUGGGGGAUAACAAACAGGAUGGCAUUAAGAUCAAAGAAACCCAAGUCCCAGACGAGAUAGUCAAAACAGUGGAUGCCUUGAAAGCGUACAUCAAGCAGCAAAAGACGAUUUCCUCCGAUAUUGGCAGGACUUCCACGUCCAAGUUCACCAAUGUGAGCCACGAGAUCGCCAACUUGAAGUGGGCUCUGCAGAAUAUGGCCAACUCAGUGGAGGGAAACAAUCAGCAGAUCCGGCUGAUGCGCCAGGAGACGGCCAAGGCGAUCCAAUCGCUGGAGAUGGCCCAGCGCACACAGGACACACCCGCUGGCUUGCAGUUCGAGCACAGUGCUCCCUUCCAGUACUUUCAGUGCCUGGUGGCCAAGUACGAGCAGGAUUUGAUUGCCUUUCGCCAGCAGAUUGCCCUGACCGAACGCCACAUGCACGCGCUGUCCAAUCCGCAGAGCAUUUCGCCUGAGGAUCUAAAGCGUGGCUUCCGCCAGCUAAACGAAAGCUUCAUCUCGCUGGCGGGCCGGCUGCACGAGUUGCACCAGCGGGUGGAGGAGCAGAAGGAGCACUACCUGAACCUAAGGCGCUAUCGAUUGCGCGAUGCCACUAACGUUUUUGAGCGGAUCGACAACCCUCCGCUGCCGUCGGUGGAACCCCAAAGGAUUAGCAGCGGUCCAACGCCCUUCUCCAACAUCUCGGCUUUUAUGAAUAAGUCUUAUGCAGCGGGGGCCAAUUCCGCCAGCAAUGCGACAGCCAAAUGAGAUAGAAUUGAUUUCCAGUUUGAAUAAAUCAUUAAUUACAAGACA
Molecule: messenger RNA, 1725 nt
Organism: Drosophila rhopaloa
Lineage: Eukaryota; Metazoa; Arthropoda; Insecta; Diptera; Drosophilidae
Gene: Nup58
Product: nuclear pore complex protein Nup58
Exons: 2
Coding region: 118-1680 (520 amino acids)
Biological process (GO): nucleocytoplasmic transport
Cellular component (GO): nuclear pore
Molecular function (GO): structural constituent of nuclear pore
Source: RefSeq, a predicted model, not a curated record